CUCAGGGACACUUGAUCAAUUCCGCCUGGAAGGAUAAUCUUUGGGAAGGCCCAGUACCAGACGGACGCGUCAAGUUAUGGGCACGGCCCAUUGAUCAGGCACGCCGGCUACUCGCAAGUCUCCAGACCAGGUCGGAUUCCAGAAUGAGCUCCACAAUUGAGGAGAGAAUCCAUGGUAUCACGGUAUGCUACGGACGCCCACUGGUGAUGGACAAUAAGAAGUGGCCCGAGUCUCUGUAUGAUAUCGAACGCGGCAGGAAUGCGCUAAGAGAAGCCAACCUUGAAUUGGACCCGUAUCGAGGACACAGGCGCCAGGCACACAACAGAACCCACAUUUGCUCUGGGUCUGUUGUGUUCACUGCCACACCAGGCAGCCCCGCAACAGCAUUGCUGCAGUACCGGCCACCGGCUGAGCAGGCGGACUGGAAGGAGAGUUACGACCUAAUCAAGAGCUGGACGGAGAACUGCACGAAUAAUCAUCAACAAUGCAGACCCUCGAGCUCCCUAAAAGCCCGGCUACCCUCGAGGCUCAUUGAUGUGGAUUGCGAUGGGAGGAAGCACAUCAUAAAGCUCGUGGAGAUGUCUGAUGGGAGUGUCUCGGGCUCAACAUCAACCUCACAGUCGUACGUAGCUUUGAGCUACUGUUGGGGAGCUGCACCUUCGGCAUCAGCCUCUGGCGCUAGCACCAAAUACCAGACAACAUUUGAGAAUCUCGAACAACGAAGGGCCGGCUUUUCCGAGCUUGAUCUCCCUCCCACAAUUCGGGAUGGGGUCACCAUUACCCGACGCCUUGGGAUCAAGUAUCUGUGGGUUGAUGCGCUGUGCAUCCUGCAAGGGAAAGACUCAAAGGCUGUGGACGACUGGACUCGGAGUCGGCAAGAAUGCACCAGAUCUAUGGGGGCGCCUUGCUCACCAUCGCCGCUGCCAGCGCAGCAUCGGCCUAUGACGGCAUCUUCGAUUUAUACGAUCCUCGGCAAGAGGGCCAUCAAGUCGAGCUCACCCUGUUGUCAAGCAACCAUCAGAUUGGCCCAGGCGGCGUCUUCGCGACGUUGCUCGUCUCCUCCGACUUCGGCGGCAAGCCCCUCUACCAUCGCGGCUGGACUCUUCAGGAGCGCAUCCUCUCAUCCCGCGUCCUGACUUAUACCUGCCGCCAGCUACUCUGGGAGUGUCAAAGCGCUACUCUGACGCAGAGGGGCCUCCUAAUGGAGUCUCUCUACACGGCCCGCCUGCCGGACGACUGCCCGGCGGACG
Messenger RNA from Mytilinidion resinicola, 1250 nucleotides. Its product is annotated as HET-domain-containing protein. Bases 144 to 1136 code for a protein of 330 amino acids. Lineage: Eukaryota; Fungi; Ascomycota; Dothideomycetes; Mytilinidiales; Mytilinidiaceae. The record is from RefSeq and is a predicted model, not a curated record. The transcript has 2 exons.